AUGCUAGAACUUCCGAUUGAGCCCUCGGGCAUCUUUUGGCAAGACAAUUUCAUCACACCAGAGCAUGAGCGGGAACUCAUCAACAUGUUUCGCAACAAACUAGAAUGGCCAGACCGCACCGGCAGAAUAUCACUUCACUUUGGUUACACGUUUGACUACAAGACCUUUGGUGUGGACCCCGAUAUUCCUUUCAAGCCAUUUCCAGAAUGGCUUCAGCCACUCAUCCCUACCAGAGAGGGACGACCUCCGGAGCAAGUAUGCUUACAAUAUUACCCGCCCGGAUCUGGGAUUCCGCCCCAUGUAGAUACGCACUCUGCAUAUGAUCAGCUUUACGCUUUAUCUCUCGGCUCACCCGUCAUAAUGCAGUUCCAGAAGGGUGAGCAGCGAGUCGACGUCGACUUGACGCCGCGCAGUAUGAUGCAGAUGUCAGGAGAUUCUAGACUGCACUGGACGCAUGGAAUCAGAAAGCGAAAGACGGAUAAGUUACUGGACGGCACAGUGAGGAAACGCGAUGACCGGUGGAGUAUCACGUAUCGAUGGUUGAGAGAGGGCGGAGAGUGUGACUGCGGAAACGAGCAGCUGUGCUGUACGGCUCAGAAAAGACUUGGCGUCGAAAAGGGAUAUCGCUGGAAACAACAGCAGGUGGAAGCGAACGAUUCCGGCACGUUUCAGAAACCGGAGGUAUAG
This is a messenger RNA of Daldinia childiae, 687 nucleotides long. Its product is annotated as Alkylated DNA repair protein alkB like protein 8. The transcript has a single exon. Lineage: Eukaryota; Fungi; Ascomycota; Sordariomycetes; Xylariales; Hypoxylaceae. Gene Ontology annotation, biological process: oxidative demethylation. The coding region runs from base 1 to 687 and encodes 228 amino acids. The record is from RefSeq and is a predicted model, not a curated record. Gene Ontology annotation, molecular function: oxidoreductase activity; demethylase activity.